This is a messenger RNA of Monopterus albus (swamp eel), 3078 nucleotides long. It is a transcript of the gene gsg1l2b, whose product is annotated as gsg1-like 2b. Bases 241 to 1155 code for a protein of 304 amino acids. The record is from RefSeq and is a predicted model, not a curated record. The transcript has 5 exons. NCBI's taxonomy places the organism in Eukaryota, Metazoa, Chordata, Actinopteri, Synbranchiformes, Synbranchidae. Gene Ontology annotation, cellular component: plasma membrane.
ACGGGGGUGAUGUGUCAGGUGGGUAUGGGGGGUAGCCUACAAAAUGAGAGCCCGCUGCGCUGGACGAGCAGAUGUGAGCGGAGCGCUGUGCGGGAGAGACGCGCCACGAUAAUUAGUCGCAAAUAUAUUUACGGGAAUAACAGAAUUAUGAGGAUUUGAGGCCGAAAUCGCCAGAAUCCAGUGUCAUACUAAGUUAGGAGUCUUCACUCUUCGGGUCGCCGUUCUCUAACAUAUGGAGAUAUGGGGAUAGACCGGCGGCGGAGAGCAUCGCUGGCUCUCACCUUGAACUUUCUCGCCUUGUUUCUGGCCGUGUCGGCUCUCACUACCAGCUACUGGUGCGAGGGGACCCGCAAAGUGGUGAAGCCAUUCUGCACCGGUCCGGUCACCACCAAGCAGUCCUUCUGCAUCAGGUUCAACAGCUCCAAUAUCAACGACACGCGGCUGGUGCAGUACAUCUGGGAGACAGGGGAGGAUAAGUACGUGAUGAGGACGUUUCACACCGGCAUCUGGUUCUCCUGUGAGCAGAACAUCAACAUGACCGGUGAAAAAUGCAGAAGUUUCCUUUAUGUUGCACCUUCAAAUGAAAGAGGAGUGCUGUGGCUGUGCAUUGUGGCAGAGUGCCUGUACAUCCUCUUGCUGGCCACCGGGGGCAUCCUCAUGUCCAUAGAGGUGUGUCACUUUGGCAAUGUCAUCGACGGUCUCAAGCUCAAUGCCUUCGCUGCCAUAUUCACUGUGCUCUCAGGUCUGUUGGGUAUGGUGGCUCACAUGAUGUUCACCACAGCCUUCCAGCUGACUGUCAGCCUGGGUCCAGAGGACUGGAAACCUCAAACAUGGGACUAUAGCUGGUCAUACAUUCUGGCAUGGAGUUCCUUCACAGCCUGCAUGGCAUCCUCAGUCACCACCAUCAACCGCUAUACCAAAACCAUCCUGGAGUUUAAGCACAAGCGUAGGAACAUUGAGAAGAACCUGAAGAUCAAGCAGAAGCUGUUGGAGCUGGACUCUCCGGACCAGGUGUGGGACAUGUACAUCAGCUCGGUGCCUAGCACUGCAGAGGAGCUCCUGGAUCUGUCGUCCGGCGACCGCAAACUCUCCAACACCUCCAUCUUCCUGGACCUCAACGACCUACCUGACGCACAGGGAGAGGAGUACUGCUAGUUGAGCAGCACGUAGCAUUUUCAUACAUCAACAGUUCAUAGUCAUGUUCAGUGUGAUACACUGGUGUAAUUACUGCAAACAAAGUAAGGCCACACUUGGGAGCACUGGUGAUUCUUAAAGCUACUGUGCAUAUCAUUCAUACAUUUGACAAAUUAGGAUCUUACGUAAUUGAUAUGACUAAUCUGUUAGCAAACAGUUGCUUUUUAAACAUAAAACAUUUUGACAAACCUUGUUCAAAGCCACAGAAGUUUAUUUUAAAGGUGCAUUAAACAGAUUUUUCCAAGCUUUGCCCACAUGUACAAACAAGUAACACUGGUUUCUGUGCAACAGGCUGAGACCAGUGUGCAGGGGCUGUCCACAAAGUGCAACACCGAAAAUAUUAAAUAACCUAAAUAACUCUUAUGUAGUGUAGUAGGCCUACAGUCAAAUUCAGUUCAGCCAUCAGCAGCCUCUUGUUGGUACUAUUAAGACACUACAUUUUUUGCAUAAUUUUGGGGAAUUGUUAUUACGAAAAGUAUUCAGUAACUUCACUCCUACACUGUAGAUUCAUCACAGUCACAUUACUUUCAGUCUAUCUUAAUUUUUGUUGUCUUUUUUUACUGGUUUUACCUCGCUAGGUUACAACAGUAAUUAGCUAAGGAGCAACAAGUUAGCACCUGGUUACAACAGUAGCUAGCAACAUGUGGAGCAGCAGUAGCUGCAUGACAACUGCUGAGAACUGUCCUGUUGUUAUGGGCCAAUAAAGAGUGAUAAGGAAAAAUGCAGCACAAACAGAAAGUGCCAACAUUCAGCAAAGUUACAGCAUUUUUACCCCAAAAAGGAUAAAAAGAUCAUCAUUAUUUAGAUUUACAGCAUGAUGGGACCUUUUAAGAUGUGAGCUAAAGUAGAAAUGAAGCUGAAAUAACAUUGCUGAGCCCAUCACAUUGGCUCUACAGUUGGCAGUGUUAGUAGGUGUUAACUUAUAGUGUUAAUGCACAUCUAAUGCAGAUGUACAGUAUAAUUACUGUACAUCUGUCCAAGUAAUGCUGUUGUGAAGGGUCACUGCUUAAAUCUUCAUUCAUUCAUAUACUGUAUAUGUAUAUAUGUGCAUUGCUGGACAGCCCAGUGAUAAGGAGUUCACACUGAUUGGUACACUGAUGACAAGCUGCCUCCCACAUGUGGACUAAAUUGCAUUAGGUAGCAUAAAACACAUUUGGACAGCUGUUAUUCCAUGUACUACUAUAGAAUUCAAUGUUUUUGUGUCUCACUAUAGAAGAAGAGUUUUCACUGAACUCAGAUGAGGCAUUGUAGCAACGAAGGGUGAAGGUGAUGAUUGCUGCUUCACCCACAGAGGGAUAAAAGAUGAUGUUAAUGCACAGGAUGAUGGUUACAUGGAUGGAAGAUGCCUAUCGGCCACGCUGAGUGCCUUUACUUACAGUAGCAUGCUCUGCGCUCACAACAUUUUAACAGGGGUGAUGCUGUUUCUCUCCAGCUAAUAACCACUUUAAAGGAAACAUGCAGCUGUCUGUGCAAACUGCCAAAAGUCACCAGUGAGAGGAGCAUGCCUCUUCUGAAGCUCUGUUAAUGUUUACUUGAUAAUGGGGUACUUUUGUUAAGUAGUCACAGAACUGUACUGGUAGAAAGACUCAGAGUACGAUUGUUGCUAUUCACAGUACUUUUAAGUGCAUUUGAAAAUGUAUAUUUGUGUACGUUAUUUAUACGUUCAAAAUGAAAUGUAGUGUAGACAAGUUUAGCAUUUAUUUGUUUUUGUUUUUUAUCACCCUGGGUUGCAGUGAAGCAUGAUUUGUUGUGUCUUUAUGUGUAUGACUUAUUUACAGUGGCACUUUUUUGUGUAGUGUUGUUUAGUUACUUUUGUGAAUAAUUAUUUGCAACAUAAUAUGUGAAUAUAAAAACAUUUCUAUGAGGAGAUAUCAUUUAAAGCUG